UGGCGAAUUCUAGAAACAACUCAAUACUUCUCCAAACCAUUAUCCAGUGACCAAAAUAACAAAAUCAAACAGAUGAUCAUUGACAUUUAAGAACUCGCAUUUCCUCUUAGCUUGCUCCACACACUAAAAACCAGACGCAACGAUGUCGUUUUAUUAUCAAUGGAAGACAUUCGAGGAGGACGACGAUCGGCCGGAGAAGCCUCGAAGCUAUGGAGUAACGGAGAUGCGAGGUCCUCAGUAUACUGUCUUAAGCCAGAAUAUGCUUCAAGAUAUUUUUGAAUCCAUGGGACAAUUUGUUGAUGGUUUGAAGUUCUCUGGCGGUUCCCACAGUCUCAUGCCAAAGUCCUUUGUUAAAGAGGUGAUCGACAUGGCUCACCAGCAUGAUGUGUAUGUUAGCACUGGUGAUUGGGCUGAACACUUGCUUCGUAAAGGUCCAUCCGCUUUCAAAGAGUAUGUCGAGGAGUGUAAAAGUAUGGGAUUUGACACGAUAGAGCUGAAUGUGGCUUCCCUUGGAGUUCCGGAAGAGACACUUUUGAGAUACGUACGCUUGAUUAAGAGCGGUGGUUUGAAAGCAAAGCCUCAAUUUGCAUCCAAGUUCAACAAAUCUGAUAUCCCCAUCAGUGGUAAUAGAGCAUGUGGGGCUUAUAUCCCACCAGCACCUCGAAGCUCUGAACUCAUUGAAGAUGUUGAUCUCUUGAUUAGAAGGGCAGAGAGAUGCUUGGAGGCUGGGGCGGAUACGAUCAUGAUUGAUGCUGAUGGUAUCUGCAAAGAUGCCGAAUCUCUAAGGACAGACAUAAUUGCAAAAGUCAUCGGGCGUCUAGGUCUUGAGAAAACCAUGUUUGAAGCAUCCAAUGCCAAAACUCUGGAGUGGUUUAUCAAACGCUAUGGUCCAAAGGUGAACCUCUUCGUGGAUCAUUCUCAAGUAAUCGGCCUAGAGUGUCUCCGGGGACGCAAAUUGGGUAAAAAUAAUGCUUUAUUCCGUUGAUCAUCAUAUUUGUUGGCAUGUACUGUUGUUCGGAGUGAUUACAAACGUACUGUUGCAUUCUUGUGUGUGAGACUAAUAUUGCUAUUACUCUAAUAUAUAUGUAUGUGUACUCGGUGUUCCUCAUA
Molecule: messenger RNA, 1110 nt
Organism: Mercurialis annua (annual mercury)
Lineage: Eukaryota; Viridiplantae; Streptophyta; Magnoliopsida; Malpighiales; Euphorbiaceae
Product: protein HEAT-STRESS-ASSOCIATED 32
Exons: 5
Coding region: 143-985 (280 amino acids)
Source: RefSeq, a predicted model, not a curated record